UCGCUGUAUAGUUUAAUAGUACACCAUACUGAUCAAUUAGCAUAUCAGUUCAUGCUACAUACCUAGCAUACAAAAUAAUUCAUCCUACCUACCUAGACAUGAAAUGGUUAUCUACCACUUGAUCCACACAAAUCAAGCGGAAAAAAAAAAACUGUUGGAUUUAUUUUUCCUGGCCACGGGAAAUAACGAUUAGAAUCAACCAUCACUCCAACAGAAUAUGCUGCAGUCGACAAUUGAUUUUCAGAAUAUCAAAAUCCAUGUCAAGAAGGCCACUCAAUGGGCCCAAUCCAAUAAAUACAAAGCCAACCCAAAAGCAACCAAUUCUCAAACAGAUUUUAACCAUUAACCGUUGGAAACCCUAAAAAUUAAUUAACCAUUAACCGGCUUAAUAAUCCGUCUAAUUACUAAACAAAUCCCUCUCCGCCGCGUAAAACUGUAAAAAACCAACUGGAAAUAAAAUCAAACUUCUCCCUCCCAUUCUCAUUUCUAUCCCUCCCCGACUUUCCCGUCUACAGUUACUGUCUGCGGUCUCCCGAACUCAAAAGCAAGUAAUUCCCUCUCUCUCUCCCUCCAGCCUCUAGGGUUUCUUGAAACCACUCCGAUUCAGUCUUUGCUUCCUUCCUCGUUCCCGCCCUCUGCACCAUCAGAACUUAGCCUUAGAAGUUGUUCCAGUCGCGCCCACCUGCCGGAGCCAUGUCGCUGAGGCCAAACAACAACAAGAACGAGAAUCGCCGCAACAAGUACAAGGUCGCCGUCGAUGCCGACGAAGGCCGAAGGAGGAGGGAGGACAACAUGGUGGAGAUCCGGAAGAACAAGCGCGAGGAGAGCUUGAUGAAGAGGCGGCGUGAAGGUCUCCAGCCUCAGCCGGCGGCUCUCCCCGGUGCUAUGGAGAAGAAGCUGGAAAGCUUGCCUUCUCUGGUUGCUGGUGUUAAUUCGGAUAAUAGUACUCUGCAGCUCGAAGCCACCACUCAGUUCAGAAAGCUGCUUUCCAUUGAAAGGAGUCCUCCUAUUGAGGAGGUUAUUCAGUCUGGUGUUGUUCCUCGCUUUGUUGAGUUUCUAGUCAGGGAGGACUUUCCCCAGCUUCAGUUUGAAGCUGCUUGGGCUUUGACAAACAUUGCUUCUGGGACCUCUGAGAAUACCAAAGUGGUGAUCGACCAUGGUGCUGUUCCAAUAUUUGUUCAGCUUCUUGGUUCAGCCACCGAUGAUGUUCGGGAGCAGGCUGUGUGGGCCUUGGGAAAUGUUGCUGGUGAUUCCCCGAAAUGUCGUGACCUUGUUCUGAGUCAUAAUGCACUGUUGCCUCUUCUGGCUCAAUUGAACGAGCAUGCUAAGCUUUCCAUGCUGAGGAAUGCCACGUGGACAUUAUCAAACUUCUGCAGGGGAAAGCCUCAGCCUCCUUUUGAUCAGGUGAGGCCAGCACUUCCUGCACUUGAGCGUCUCGUGUACUCGUCUGAUGAGGAAGUCCUUACUGAUGCAUGUUGGGCGCUAUCCUAUCUUUCUGAUGGUACAAACGAUAAAAUACAAGCUGUGAUCGAGACUGGUGUUUGCCAACGUCUUAUUGAGCUUCUCCUCCAUCAAUCACCUUCAGUGCUUGUUCCAGCCCUUCGCACAGUUGGAAACAUUGUAACAGGAGAUGAUUCUCAGACCCAGUGUAUAAUUAGUCAUGGCGCACUCCCCUGCCUUCUCAACCUGUUGAAUCUGAAUUUGAAGAAGAGCAUUAAGAAGGAAGCGUGCUGGACCAUCUCAAACAUUACAGCUGGAAACAAGGAACAGAUUCAGGCUGUGAUUGAAGCUAAUCUGAUAGGCCCUUUGGUUAACUUGCUUGUAAAUGCCGAGUUUGACAUAAAGAAAGAGGCUGCUUGGGCGCUCUCUAAUGCUACUUCUGGUGGUACCCAUGAUCAAAUCAAGUUUCUGGUGAGCCAGGGGUGUAUAAAACCGUUGUGUGAUCUCCUUGUUUGCCCUGAUCCAAGAAUUGUCACAGUUUGUCUCGAAGGACUAGAGAAUAUAUUGAAGGUUGGGGAGUCCGAGAAGAAUUUGGGACAUACUGAAGUGAACUUAUUUGCUCAGGCUAUUGAUGACGCGGAGGGUCUUGAAAAGAUUGAGAAUCUUCAGAGCCAUGAUAACAAUGAGAUCUAUGAGAAGGCAGUUAAGAUUCUGGAGACCUAUUGGUUGGAGGAAGAGGACGAGACAUUACCUUCUGGUGAUGCUACUACCCAGCCGGGUUUUCAGUUUGGCGGAAAUGACAUCCCACCUGGCGGUUUCAACUUCAAUUGAAGGUAUGUUGUGAUUAUGCUUUCAAGCAUAUGCAUGAAUCUAACUAGAGGUAUCAAAUGGAAUGGAAUGGUUUGCUGUGUUCGCGGGGUUGGGUUUAAAUGUGUUUCUGGUUAAUUGGUUGGUGGAUCAUUGUCAAUUGAAUUGACUGAAUAGAAGUUGGAUUUAGUUUUUUGACUAGCCUGUAAACUUCUGAAAGCUUAGGUGCUGAAAUGUUAGGCGCAAAAUAUAUGGUUAUUAGACUUUAUUUUACGCUAAAGGUCACCUAUAUAUGGGAAAAUCUAGGUUCUAAAAUGCAGGAUUCUUAUUUAGAUCUAAAUGUCAGUUUUGCAUAAACUCAUCAACCCAACCCAAUGGAUUUGUGUCAAAUGGAUUUGGGACUAGAUGGUUUUAAGCGAGUGGGUUGGGAUGGGUUGACAUUUGCCACCUCUAAUUUUGUAGUAAUCCUUGAUCUCCUGAAUUGUGCAUAAAAGGGUUGAGUUCUACAAACACUGCAGGUGCUUAAGUGUGUCAUGAUGUUGAAGUUGUGAUGGUUGUUAAGAACUGUGGGGUUGAAGUCACAGUAUAUCAGGGCACCUUGUGUCGUCGGAGUCUGGUCCAGCGUCCUCUCAUGGGUCGAUCAAGAGGUGCCUCAGUUGGUCGGUCGGUCGGUCGUUAGAGUAAAGUGUCAGUCCACAAGGAGUCGGAGGUUGGGAGUGCAGUGUCCGUCUGGCCAAACCAGCAAUGGCAGUUAUAACGAAAGAAGAGGGUCGGUCGUGUCAGAUAAUCAGAGGGAGGCUUCCUUUUGGUGAACUUUUUUGCAUCACGAAGUUCGUCGGGAGUUUUGGUUGUUUUUAGUAAAAAACUCAUAAUAUACAGCUGUAUUUUUGUAUUCUGGUUGAUUGCAUUUGCAUAUAGUUGGCGGCAACGCCACUGGUCACGGUCAGUCAGUCUCGUGGAUUUGUUGAUUCUCUGAGGAAAUGAAAUGACAAUUAUGGUUUUUUCCUGUUUGACCCUGUUGUGCAUUUCUCUAUCCGAGUCCCACUUCCCUUUCCUUUCCUUUGAUGGCGGUGUCAUUAGUAGUGACAUUUGGGUGGAGCCUGAAGAAAAUACUAUGAUGUGAUGUUUUCGUGCGAGUAGUUUUAGUUUGGUCGUUGAAUAUCCGAAGGAGUUGAUGCUCUUGACUUCAUGAGUCUGUCAUAAACUAAAUCCUUGUGA
Molecule: messenger RNA, 3465 nt
Organism: Linum trigynum
Lineage: Eukaryota; Viridiplantae; Streptophyta; Magnoliopsida; Malpighiales; Linaceae
Source: the annotation of a GenBank genome assembly